AUGGAACUGUAUGGCCUAAAGCGGCUGACAUUAUACCUGGGAAAUCUUCUCACGGAAAUCUGCAACAUCAACACCUCCGACGCAGCGAACAAGACACGAUUUAAACAAGAGACGGAGUUUCCCCAGCGCUUUUGCGAUGCCGUCAUGAACGCAUUUGACAAGGCUAGGCCAGUCGAGCCUGCGCAAAAAGUCUUCGCGGACUUUGCCUUCGCUGGUCGUACUCAUUUGUUCAAGAACAAGGAAUUUAUGUCUUUGGUCAAAGAUCAAGUGGUACCCGAAUUUGGAAACCUUGUUCUCACGGCGCUUAUGACUGGGUCCGUAUCAAAUGCCUUCCAGAGCAACUAUACUUUUGGCAAGUGGCAAGACCGGCAAGUCAACCCCUCGUACACUCCAAUUGGCUCAAAUGACUCGCCCACCAAUGCCGGUUGGGGUCGUGGACGUGACGGACGUGACGGACGUAGCGGACGUGUUGGACGUGGUGGCUAUGGAUGGGGCUAA
Molecule: messenger RNA, 498 nt
Organism: Diaporthe amygdali
Lineage: Eukaryota; Fungi; Ascomycota; Sordariomycetes; Diaporthales; Diaporthaceae
Exons: 1
Coding region: 1-498 (165 amino acids)
Source: RefSeq, a predicted model, not a curated record